Messenger RNA from Hypanus sabinus (Atlantic stingray), 996 nucleotides. RefSeq names its product gastrula zinc finger protein XlCGF8.2DB-like. Gene Ontology annotation, molecular function: RNA polymerase II cis-regulatory region sequence-specific DNA binding; DNA-binding transcription factor activity. Bases 706 to 996 code for a protein of 96 amino acids. NCBI's taxonomy places the organism in Eukaryota, Metazoa, Chordata, Chondrichthyes, Myliobatiformes, Dasyatidae. The transcript has 5 exons. The record is from RefSeq and is a predicted model, not a curated record. Gene Ontology annotation, biological process: regulation of transcription by RNA polymerase II.
CUGGGCUAGUCCGUGCUGUUUUUUUCGUUCUUUGUGAAAGCGGGUCGGCGGUGAGAUCGGGAUGCGGAGGGGGGUUCUCGCCGUCUUGGACGGGGUGCCGAAGACGGAUUAUUCUCUGCGGGGCAACACCAAAAAUUUUCUUUCGUUAGAUAUGUGAUGAGAGAUAUAUUGGAAGAAAAUCCCCAAAUGGAAGCAAACCAUGACUGAAGACGAGUGAAACAGCCCGAGGAUUGAGAACAUCAACUGGAGAGAAUCCAACUGACUUGGAGAUUCCAUUGAUAUAGUCAGGAGAAAGUUUGGUUAAAAAUGACAAGGAAUUUGUCUAUGGAAAUUCAAACAUAGCACCCCAGUUUUGCUGUCUCGGUCUAGAUAUUUAAGAAGUGGAGCAAGGGAUUUACUCGAUCAUCCUUCCUGCUCAGACUGUGGAGAGGGAUUCACUUGGUCAUCUGACCAACUGGCACGCCCAUCAUUUUACACAGGGGAGAGGCCAUUCACCUGCUCAGACAGAGGGAGUGCAUUCACUCGGUCAUCUCAACUGAAGGUACUUCAGCAAGUUCACACUGGGACAAGGCCAUUCACUUGUUCUGUGUGUGAGAAGGGGUUCAGUUGGUCAUCCCACCUGUGGACACACAGUCAGAUCACACUGGGCAAAGGUUGCUCAUCUGCUGAAUUUGUGGGAAAGUAUUCACUCAGUCAUCUGAUCUAAUGGCUUACCAGCAAGUUCACACUGGAGAGAGGCCAUUCACCUGCUCAGACUGUGGGAAGGGAUUCACUCGGUCAUCUCACCUAUUGAGACACCAGACAGUUCACACUAGGCAUAGGCCAUUUACCUGCUCAGACUGUGGAAAGGGAUUCACUCGGUCAUCCCAUCUGAAAGUACAUCAGUUAGUUCACACUGGGGAAAGGCCAUUCACCUGCUCAGACUGUGGGAAGGGAUUCACUCAGAGCAGCAAUCACACGGGAUUUAAGCGCCCAGCGGUUGCCAGCGGAAAGUAG